Molecule: messenger RNA, 957 nt
Organism: Cyphellophora attinorum
Lineage: Eukaryota; Fungi; Ascomycota; Eurotiomycetes; Chaetothyriales; Cyphellophoraceae
Product: Serine/threonine/tyrosine-interacting protein
Exons: 1
Coding region: 1-957 (318 amino acids)
Biological process (GO): regulation of ERK1 and ERK2 cascade; protein dephosphorylation; negative regulation of SCF-dependent proteasomal ubiquitin-dependent catabolic process
Cellular component (GO): nucleoplasm; cytoplasm
Molecular function (GO): protein tyrosine/serine/threonine phosphatase activity; F-box domain binding
Source: RefSeq, a predicted model, not a curated record
AUGGACGCCUCAAUGUCCAGCGAAGUCGUCGCCAAUGCCACUGCCGAUGUAGCGCCAACGUACAUCCCGACAAUGCCCUACAUGGACCGAAAUCAGCAGCUGAGCGCAUCAGCUCGUCAUCAGGUACCUCCAGCAGAUCUCGUCUUCACGAAUGGUCAUCCCCACAUACAGAUCAAACCCAAAUCGCCUCCUUUGUACGCGACGGACAGCUACGGCAACCCAGCAUUCAUCCAUAAACUUGCGUCGGUAGAUAAGCUGGGCCACUUCAGGCAUCGGAUGCUGACCUGGAACUACGACGAACGCUCGAAGGCCCAAGACAUCAUCCCGUUCAUCUUCCUGGGUCCUGGUUUCGCCGCCAGGGACGCACAAUUCAUCGACGACAAUCAGAUUAGCUGCAUGGUUGCAGUCCGCAGUGCGCAGAUGGUUCGGAAGAAGCCAAGUCUACUACAUCCGGCAUCAAUGCCGACUAGUUCCGGACGACAGAUUGCAAUCCUCGACAUCGACAGUCCUUGGGAGUUCAUUCGCAACGUGAGACCAGUCAUCAAGAUGGUGGUAGACCAUAUGGAAGCCAGCUGCCAAGGAGGGAUCAUCAAUGGCGUCCAAGACAUAUCGGCUAGAAUCUUGGUGUACUGCGAGAACGGCAACGAAAGAUCUGCGGUCUUCGUCGCCGCACUCCUCAUGGUCCUCUACGGCCUAGAGUCAUACACAGCGAUCCAGCUCAUCCAAUCCAGACGCUUCUCUAUCGGUCUGAACGAGAGCAUGAAGCAGAUGCUGUCUACGUUUGAGACGAUUCUCCAAGCAGAGAUGCAGGUUGGUGCUAUGGGAACUGUCGGCAUGCCGCUGCGUCUGAAGCGGACGAUGUCCACCAUGGAGGAGGAAGGUGAUGAAUCAAUGGAAGAUGCGCCUCAGACACUUGAUCGACCAGGGACUGCGCCAUUCAUGGACGUAUCGGAUUGA